AUGGUCAGAAAUGAACUCACCAGGAAAUACUUUGUUAACUGCGACAGAAUCCUUGAGACGAGAGAUAACGAGAUCAAGAGUAUGACCCAAACUGAACACAUACGAAUCCUUGGAAUAGACUUGGACCGAGGGCUACGCUUCGACCGCCACCUGAAACACGUCGCCCACCAAGCCUCCCUACGUGUCACAGCCCUGCGUAGAGUAGCUCAACACCUGGACAAGCGUGGGAUACAGCUACUCUACAAGGCACAGGUCAGGCCUUACCUGGAGUACGGGACACUGACUUGGAUGUCCAGCGCAGCCACACACCUGCAGAGACUCGAGAGGGUGGAGCGGCGUGUUCUGCGGCUGUUAGAGGACGACAACCUCCAGCCACCCACACAGGCAGCGCCGCUGGACCCCCUGGAGCACCGCCGGGAUGUUGCUGCGCUUGUGGUGUUCCACAAGACACAAAUACAAGAAGUGUCGCACCUGGCAAGGCUGAGGCUCCCCCCUCGAGAUGCUGUGAGAGACACGAGAACGGUGCUCUCCAGCCUCGAGCAGGUCAAGGUGCCCAGGUCACGCGCCAGCCAACACCAGAGAACCUUUGUGUCGAGAGUCUCGCGCCUUUGGAACAUAUUCACCGCGACAGUGCCCUCAGUGCGUGAGAUGUCAACACAGCGUGUGAAAGUGGCGGCUCACAGGUGGAGAGGGACACUCCCUACGCCACUGCUGGUGUAA
Messenger RNA from Portunus trituberculatus (swimming crab), 720 nucleotides. RefSeq lists its product as uncharacterized. NCBI's taxonomy places the organism in Eukaryota, Metazoa, Arthropoda, Malacostraca, Decapoda, Portunidae. The transcript has 2 exons. The record is from RefSeq and is a predicted model, not a curated record. The coding region runs from base 1 to 720 and encodes 239 amino acids.